GUCUGGUUGCACCGGAUGCUACCGGCCUCCCCCUACCUCUCUACGACGCCAUGCUCAUCGUACCGACUGAGGCUGUUCCGGUGGAACGACUUCACUUCGAUGCUCUGGGGUCCUGUCAGCUCUGCCAGGUGUUCCUACUGGAAAUGUUGUCGACACGAGGACGGCGUCUGGUCUCCGCCGUCAUGUCCCAGACUCCUUCUCUUCUGUAUCCAGCUGGGACGGAGCGCCUCAAGGACAUCGUGUCCAACUACUCUUCCCUCACCGGGAGCGACAAGUGGACGCUUCAGUCCAUCAUGCUGCUCGUGUUCCGACCGGUUCUUCAAGACGUCCGCGCCAUGAAGAAAAACAUGAAGAGGCAGGACAUUAACGACUUGCGAGAGAUCUGGGGGACUGACGGGAAGGUUCUGGAGGUGCUACAGCAACUCGUACAAGUGGCGUCCCACCUGUCGUACGCCGUGCGUGCGCCUUCUCACAACGACCGCGAGCUAUCCCAGCUCGACCUUCUCGCGCGUGACGUGGUUCGAAACCCUCCGUGUCCGUGCGGGAGGACACAUUAGCUGUAGCAAGUGCUAACGCGUUUGAGGAGAAACCGCAGAAAACGUUGUCGAUUGUGGAAAGGCGUGUGCCGUUCGGGGGCUUGGUCAUUGUCGGCAGUUGUAUCAGUAACAGCUUAUACGCAGUGCGUCACGGCCAACGUGACUGUCGAUACGGUUUGGGCGUUCCACGUGUCUCCAUCACCCAAACGUGUCACCCCCCUGCUGCAGCGGGUUACAUUUAUUGGGAGUGUACGCCUUCUAGCGAGAUUUCGUUUGGGGCGUUUCAACAGAAUUUGCUACACGCGAGACAAGAAAGCCGCCUCGCCGUUUGCGGCAAUUGAGUAGCAACAGGAUAUAAACAAUAUUACUUACCCGCUUUGGCCAGGUCGGUUUCUAUUCCAACGUGAUGGGAAGGACAGGUUCAAGGCCUACCAUCCAUUCCAUCCUGCAUACGACAGAGGCCAUCCGAGCACACGGUGAGGAUGGUGCCAAAAUUGUCCUGUAGCCUACUUUACAUGACCUGAGGAUGUGGGGCUUCGUCCCGAGUAACGCGUUACAACUUCCAUGCUAACAGCGUUUGGAGCAAUCCUCCCUGUGGUGAUACAUAUUAUUGCUCGCUGUGUCUUGAAGACCGUGUCGACGCGGGUGGUGAUAUCCAAGCCAGUGGGACGCGAUUAAAUCCAAUGUCCGACUGUCGGUGCCAAUGAAAUUGAUGGAGUUACAGCAAGAGGACGGUUGGUAUAAGCUAACCCUAACCCAUCAUAUUUGGAAGGGCCACUGCUCGACCUACAGCCACCAACUGCUGUCGCAAGUGCUUUCCUCUCUAUUUAAUAACCAUUGUUUUACAUUUAGACAGUUGGCAAUUGAAAAAUCCUGUCGUGCUGUAUGUGCCCUAUGUUUCCUCCCAAUCCUCUCCGAGACUUCGCUUAUUUACGUUCAACUUCGGAAUAUUUC
This is a messenger RNA of Ectocarpus sp. CCAP 1310/34, 1490 nucleotides long. The record is from the annotation of a GenBank genome assembly. NCBI's taxonomy places the organism in Eukaryota, Phaeophyceae, Ectocarpales, Ectocarpaceae.